Molecule: messenger RNA, 852 nt
Organism: Cladophialophora bantiana CBS 173.52
Lineage: Eukaryota; Fungi; Ascomycota; Eurotiomycetes; Chaetothyriales; Herpotrichiellaceae
Exons: 4
Coding region: 1-852 (283 amino acids)
Cellular component (GO): cytoplasm
Source: RefSeq, a predicted model, not a curated record
AUGUCUUCAGGAUCUACAUCCCUCGCUCCUGCUCCGGCCGGUGCCGCCAAUAGAGGUGCAGAACAGCAAGAGCAGGCCAAGAUCAAGUUCUUCACGAACCAUGGAUGCGGCUGGUCCCACCGUGUCCAUAUUGUCCUGCGAGAGCUCGGGCUAGAGUACGAGGAGGUCCUGAUCAACAUGGAUGAACCGAGGCCGGAGUGGUUCCUGAAGCUGAAUCCGCGCGGUCUUGUCCCUGUCCUCCAGUACACGCCUCCGCCUUCUUCUUCCGACUCUUCCGCCAACACUCUCACACUCACCGAAUCUGCCCAAAUUGUGUCCUUCUUUACAGAUCUCUAUCCGUCCCAUCUUCUACCCACAAUUCCCGGUCUUGUCGAGGCAGCCCAUCUGCGCUACAGAAUGUCAUUCUUCAUCGACACCUACUUCACCAAGAUCAACCCACUCAUGUUUAAACUCGUGGGUGCAGACACGGGAAAGCCACAGGAUAAAAUCGUGGAAGAGAUUUGGCGACUUCUGGAGACGGAGAUUGAGAUAUUGCUUUCCGACGUGGCUGUGAAUGGCCGGGGUCCGUAUUUUGGAGGAAGUGAUAAACUGACAAUUGUCGAGGUCAUGUCAGCCCCUUUCAUCGUCCGCCUGAUCGACUUCUCCAACGACAUCAUCUUUCCGGCUCGCCUCGCGACACAAAUUCUGGACAACGACCCCGCAACGAGCAAAUGGCCACGCUUCGCGACAUGGGCGAAACUGUGUAUGCAGCAUCCCAGCGUCACCUAUACAUGGGACAAAGAGUACAUGGUGCCCAGGAUUGUGGAACGGUUGCCGGCUGCGAAGAGGAAGUAUGCUCCGUCGAGGGGCUAA